GUGUAACAUGGAUAUGUUGAUUUGUAUAAGGAUAUUGCUGUUAGGGCUGUUAUCAACAUUGCAUCCAGUAUCGUCUGUUGAUUGCCGAACAGACAGAUGCCAUACUCAUGAUGGUGUCACAGACUGCUCUUCUCAAAAGCUCAGCUGCAUUCCCUGCAACAUUGCUACAGCCACAGUGCUCAAAAUGGCCCACAAUGUAAUACGCGGUCUCAACCAAGGUGAUUUUCAUUGUUUUAAAAAUCUGAAGUCUAUUGACCUCAGUCAUAAUCAAAUCACAAAUAUUACAGACAUGACCUUUAUGAAUAUGACUGAACAGAGCAAAACCUCACUCAGAUAUUUGAACCUACAGCAUAAUAAGUUAGGCCUAGGCCUAUCUGUUAUUCAAGGAAAGCCAUUUGAGGGACUAUCUAAUCUCGAAACUUUGGAUUUAAGUUUCAACCAAAUUUGUACAAUUGCGAAUAUUUUUGAUGGGUUGUCAAAUUUGAUAACACUUAACUUAGGAAACAAUGAAAUUACAGAGUUACCACACGACAUGUUUAAAGGACUUUCAAAUCUUCAGACAUUAGAACUUCAACACAACAAAAUACAAACACUUGGAGCUAAUGCUUUUGGAAAUACUUCGCAUUUAAAACGUUUACGGAUUGACCAUAACGAUUUAACUGCAUUGCAUAUGCAACCUUUUAAUAAUCUGAAGAAAUUGCAGCAUCUUGACCUCGGCUACAAUAAUCUAAAAACUAUUGGAAACAAUAGUUUUUCCACUUGUUCCAAACUUGAAUAUUUAAAAUUGAAUGACAACAUGUUGACUUCCAUUACGAAAGAUUUAUUUGGCGAUCAUACACUCUUCAAGGAACUUCAGUCUUUU
Molecule: messenger RNA, 862 nt
Organism: Anneissia japonica
Lineage: Eukaryota; Metazoa; Echinodermata; Crinoidea; Comatulida; Comatulidae
Product: leucine-rich repeat transmembrane neuronal protein 2-like
Exons: 1
Molecular function (GO): protein binding
Source: RefSeq, a predicted model, not a curated record